This is a messenger RNA of Aureobasidium pullulans EXF-150, 585 nucleotides long. RefSeq lists its product as uncharacterized. The coding region runs from base 103 to 489 and encodes 128 amino acids. The record is from RefSeq and is a predicted model, not a curated record. Lineage: Eukaryota; Fungi; Ascomycota; Dothideomycetes; Dothideales; Saccotheciaceae. The transcript has a single exon.
AUUUUGAGCAUGGGUUAGAUAUAUUAAAGAUCCAAAGUGACGGGAGCGCGAGAAACCAACAACAAGAACUAUCGAGAUGGCUGAUCGACGGGGGAACGAUGGAUGGCUGUGGUUAGACGCGCGCGGCGUAGGCCUGACGCUCGAGGCUUGCGCAAUAUAUUACUUGCAUUGGCGCCUUCUGGAUUUUGGGGACAGGGAGACGACCCGCGGAAGUCCCUGAUAAUUGACAGUUGGAUACUCGAAUGCGAUGUAGAAGAAGAAAAGGAUGUAGGACUAGACUUGUCGAUAGACCCAUCAACCUUAAAGGGCGGCAAGGGCUCCGAGUAUAAGCUCCAAGGUCACUCGACAAGAGACGUGUACCUUAUGCCGGUCGAGCCUACUUGUGAUAGCGUGAAGACGUCUUUCUGCCAGGGAGAGCAAUGUACCCGUACGACCCACUUAAUUGACAGAAAUCACUUGCAUGAUUGCAUCGUAUCUCCGGUCUCCUGAGUUCACAUGGAUAGAUGAAAUGAAUCCAUAACAAAAAAGGGGAAGUGACGAAGUUCGAGAUCUGUCCGGUCCAAACUUGUGAAUGAAGCCUUUUUU